Malurus melanocephalus (red-backed fairy wren) is the source of this 1021-nucleotide messenger RNA. RefSeq names its product transcription factor Sp6-like. The record is from RefSeq and is a predicted model, not a curated record. NCBI's taxonomy places the organism in Eukaryota, Metazoa, Chordata, Aves, Passeriformes, Maluridae. The transcript has 2 exons. The annotation marks the transcript as partial.
UUCUUCUUUAAUUACCCCCCUGUUUGCGGUGUCUGCUGCGAACUUCCCGUCCCCUCCCUCCGCUUUCAUCCGCCGGAUCCUGGGACCGGAGCCGGCUCCUGUGGAGCGGCGGGGCCGCGGCUCUGCCUCCAAGGGUUAAAAUCACCGGGCCGGGGGUGGAGCUGGGCGGGGGGGCGGAGGGAAGAGCCGCCGGCCGGGCUGGGACCCGGCCAUUCCUGCUCGCCCGGCCCAGUGGGUGCCCCGUCCCUGGGGAGCCGCGCGGGUCCCUCGGGGUCCCCUCGGGAAGCAGCGCCCGCUCGCCGCCCAUGAGGACGGAGCCGCCGCCCGGACCGAGCCGCCGCUAGAGCCGUAGGUCUGUGCGCGCCGCCGCCCCGCGAUGCUGACGGCGGUUUGCGGCUCCCUGGGAUCGCAGCCCUCGGACGCGCCCCGCUCCUCCCCGACCCACCUGGACCUGCAGCCGCUGCAGCCCUUCCAACCGCACGGCCCCGCCGCUCCCGGGGCCCCCGAGUUCGCCUCGCCGCUGCCGCCGCCGGAGCUGCCGCUGCCGGGCCCCGACGACGCCGCUUUCGCCGCUCCCGGCGCCUACGAGCCCCAUGGCCCGCCGAGGUUAGAGCUGUCCCCCGACGGCCCCACCGGAGCCUACGCCAAGCUGCUGCCGGCCGCCCCGGACAUGGCGCACCCCUACGAGCCCUGGUUCCGGCCCCCGCACCCCGGAGCCCCCGGCGAGGAGAGCGGCGGCGUCAAUUGGUGGGAGCUCCACGCCGGAGCGAGCUGGAUGGAGCUGCCCCCCGGGCAAGGCGGGGGCGCGCUGCAGGUGCCCGCGCACCCCGGGCUGCCCGCGGCUCUGGGCGGCUACGGCGGGGGCGAGCACCAGCUCUGCGCGCCCCCGGCCCAUCUGCUGCCCCCGCCCGCGCAGCAUCUGCUGACGGCCGAGGGGGUGAAGGCUCUGGAGGGGCCCCCCGAGCCCCGCGGGCCCGAGGCGGAGGGCGGCGGGCGGCCCAAGGGGAACCGGCGGGCCGUG